This is a messenger RNA of Prorocentrum cordatum, 273 nucleotides long. NCBI's taxonomy places the organism in Eukaryota, Dinophyceae, Prorocentrales, Prorocentraceae. The record is from the annotation of a GenBank genome assembly.
AUGGGCCGCUGCGAGACCCCGACGCUCCUCGGCAAGGCCUUGAAGCUCAGCUAUUUCCACAUACCUGGAGAUCACUUCGAGGUCUCUAUCAACGUCUUCUCGGAGCCGAAGGCCAAGAGCAUCACGGGCCUCGUGAGCGGCGCGGCCAAGGGUCUCGUGAUUGACAUGGGGCUGCUGAUCGAGGGCCAGGCGCCGCAGGAACUCCCCGAGCAGCUGCUGGGGGGCCAUCGCCUCCGCAGGAUCAACUUCGCCAAGCUGCGCAGCCCCGUCUGA